Messenger RNA from Neolamprologus brichardi, 8886 nucleotides. NCBI's taxonomy places the organism in Eukaryota, Metazoa, Chordata, Actinopteri, Cichliformes, Cichlidae. The record is from RefSeq and is a predicted model, not a curated record.
CUCUUCCUGGUGGAUAAACAGUGACAGCUACAGGGCAGCCACCUAGACCCACCACACAGGCUCUGGCGCUGCCCUGGCAAACAACACCAAAAUGGCUUCAGACAGUACACACAUCGCGCAGUUGACUUCUGAACUGUACUUCCUAAUAGCCCGAUUUCUAGAAGCUGGACCGUGUCAAAAAGCAGCCGAGACCCUGAUAAGGGAGGUGGAGGAGAAGGAGCUGCUGCCCAAAAGGCUGGACUGGACGGGGCAGGAACACCCCGGGACGUACGAAAAUUUGGUAAAGCUCUACAGGCACAUCACGCCAGACCACCUGCUGCAGGUCUGCACCAGAGUUUGUCCGCUGCUGGAGAGGGAGGUCCCUGCCAGUGUGCCUGGACUCACCAGCCUUCUAGGAGCUGGCAGACAGAAUCUUCUCCGCACCGCCAAGAGUUGCAAACAUGUUGUGUGGAAAGGCUCAGCGCUGGCUGCGCUGCACUGUGGACGUCCACCGGAGCCACCUGUUAUCUACGGGAGCCCGCCGAAUAUUGUGGAGACGAGCUUCUGCCGUCGACUGAAUGGCGCCUACCGUCUCCGUCAGCUGGUGCCCACGGCCGUGUACACACACAUGAAGAUGCACAAGAGGAUCCUGGGACACUUGUCGUCCGUGUACUGCGUGACCUUCGACAGGACGGGGCGACGCAUCUUCACCGGCUCAGACGACUGUCUCGUGAAGAUCUGGGGGACAGAUGACGGGCGUCUGCUGGCAACCCUGCGCGGCCACGCUGCCGAGAUCUCCGACAUGGCCGUCAGCUAUGAGAACACAAUGAUUGCCGCCGGCUCCUGUGACAAGACCAUUAGAGUGUGGUGCUUACAAACCUGCGCUCCUCUGGCUGUCCUGGAGGGACACGCAGCCUCCAUCACCUCACUGCAGUUUUCUCCUCUCUGUAGCGGCUCCAAGCGCUACCUGUCCUCCACCGGAGCCGAUGGCACCAUCUGCUUCUGGCAGUGGGAUGCACGGACACUCAAGUUCGGUCAGAGGCCCAGUAAAUUCACAGAGCGCUCUCGACCCGGCGUCCAGAUGAUCUGCUCCUCCUUCAGCGCAGGUGGUAUGUUCCUCGCCACAGGAAGCACAGACCACAUCAUCAGGGUUUACUACUUUGGCUCAGGCCAACCAGAAAAGAUCUCUGAGCUUGAGUCCCAUACGGACAAAGUUGACAGCAUCCAGUUUUCACAUUGCAGUGACAGGUUUGUGAGCGGCAGCAGGGACGGUACAGCUCGGAUCUGGCAGCUUCACCCUCAGGGCUGGAAGAGCAUUCUGCUGGACAUGCAGACCAAAUUACCCGGGAAGUACAACCCUCCGCCGCUGGAAGACAAGGUGACCAAGCUGAAGGUUACCAUGGUGGCAUGGGAUCGCCAUGACAGCACAGUGAUAACGGCGGCCAACAAUCUGACAUUGAAAGUGUGGAACUCCAUCACUGGAAAUCUGGUCCAUGUCCUGAUGAUCGAGGGAGUCCGCCAGAUGCACAGCAACGCCCCUCGCAGCCAAAUGGCCACAGAGGGAGAUCUGGUAGCCUGGAGCCGCAGGGUGCUGGUCCCUGAGCUCGAAGAAGCCUCUGUCAGGAGACAGGUGAACUGGCGUGAAGCUAAAGGAGAGGAAGAGAUCAAUAUUUAUCAGUCAGAAAGGAGAAGACGUACUCUCCACUCUCUCCCCAAGGAGAGCAGGGUUCAUCCGACAUCAGAGUGUGUGGUAGACGAAGCGAGGAGGAGCCAAGGUAACCACGGCUAUCAAACCCGCGCUGCCAUGGAAGAGACAAGUCGGCAGAGUGCUGAGGCUGCAGAUGAGGAUGAUAGCACCUCAGAGGGAGAGGUGGAGGUACGGCAAAUCAACGGGCACUCCUCAGAGGAGGAGAAGGAUGAAGAGGAGAAGGAGCCCUGGCCAGAUGAGCAUAGUAGUUCGAGCGAUUACUCCAGCGAUUAUUCGGACUGGACAGCCGACGCCGGGAUCAACCUUGAACCGCCCAAGAAGAGCGUUAAAGUGAAGAAGAAAAGCAGCGGCUCAGAGGAGGAUGGGGAGAAGAAGAGGGAGGGGAAGAAGGAAAGGAAGAAAGACAAAGCUGAUAAAGAUGGCGCAUUACCAAAGAAGAAGAAGCCAAAGGAGAAGAGGAAGAGGACGCAGUUUCAGGAGCAAGGGCUAACUCUGGAGGAAUGGCUUCCCUCUGCCUGGAUCACGGACACGGUCCCCCGGAGAUGUCCUUACAUACCCCAGAUGGGCGACGAGGUGUACUACUUCAGACAGGGCCAUGAAGCUUACGUGGAGAUGGCCAAACAGAAAAAAAUUUACAGCAUCAAUCCUAAGAAGCAGCCGUGGCACAAGAUGGAGCUCCGGGAGCAGGAGUUGAUGAAGAUAGUUGGCAUCAAGUAUGAGGUGGGUUUGCCCACGCUGUGCUGCCUGAAGUUGGCGUUUCUGGACCCAGACACUGGAAAAUUAACCGGGGGAUCUUUCUCUAUGAAGUACCACGACAUGCCUGAUGUAAUCGACUUCUUGGUGUUGCGGCAGCAGUUUGACAACGCCAGAAAAAGGCAGUGGCGCAUAGGUGACAGGUUUCGGUCAGUGAUCGAUGAUGCCUGGUGGUUUGGGACCAUUGAGAGCCAGGAGCCCUACCAGUCCCAGUAUCCUGACAGCUUGUUCCAGUGCUACAAUGUCUGCUGGGAUAAUGGAGACACAGAGAAGAUGAGUCCUUGGGAUAUGGAACCCAUCCCCGAUGAUGCCACGUUUCCAGAUGAGCUGGGCCAGAGUGUUCCGCUCAUCGAGGAGGAGCAGAAGGAGCUGCUGUACGUUCCCCUGGACGGUGAAUGGGGCUGCCGCACACGCGCCGAGGAGUGCGAACGCAUCAUCAAAGCCAUCGACCAGCUCUGCACUCUCGAUGUCGCAGCACCGUUUGCCUUCCCAGUGGACCUGCAGGCGUACCCCACGUACUGCACAGUAGUGGCCUACGUCACUGACCUCAGCACUAUACGCCAAAGGCUGGUGAACCGCUUCUACAGGCGGCUCUCCUCUCUGAUGUGGGAGGUUCGCUACAUAGAACACAACGCCCAGACGUUCAACGAGCCGGGGUCGUUCAUCGUCACCACCGCCAAGUUUGUCUCUGACCUCAUGCUGCAGUUCAUUAAGGACCAAAGUCUGACAGACAUCAUGCCCCUCUAUAAAACUAUGAAGAAGGCGACCUUCUCUGACUCUGAAGAUGAGGUUUUUUUUCCUUUUCAGCUCAUUGACAGUAAAAACCUCAAACCUCUCUAUUCUCUCACUUCUUUCCCAUUUCUCUCUCUCUCCUUUCUGUCAUCUUUUGAAAACAAUUCAAUGAAAGAUAAAAUAUCCCAACUGUCCCUCUGCUUCUUCAAGGACUACCUGCAAAUAGUUGAAUCACCGAUGGACUUUGGCACUGUUCUCAACACGCUGACAGAAGGAAAGUACCAGUCUCCCAUCGAGCUCUGCAAGGAUGUCAGGCUCAUUUUCAGUAAUUCCAAAGCUUACACGCCCAGUAAGAAGUCUCGGAUUUAUAGUAUGAGCCUAAGGCUUUCUGCCCUGUUUGAGGAGCAUAUCAGCCCCAUCCUGGCUGACUACAAAGCCAUCCACGGCCUGACUGAUAAACUGACCAAACAAGGCACCGACAGACAGACGCGACACACUACAGACAGACAGACACGGCACGUAAUGAAGAGGAGGAGGAGGAGAAGCGAAUCUCCUGCAAGCAGCACCGCGUCCAGCCCAGAGAGGAAGAGACGCGUAUCGUCCAGAGUGAACGCAAAGAAGGAGCCUUCGCCCGUCCCUUCACGACCCUCCUCUCUGAGGCAGAGCAUCCCCGUCAAGCAGCAGCCGCCUCAGAUGGUCAACGGCAAAGCAGAAACGCCAGCUCCAGGACGCACGCGUAGUGCUGCGCGCCAUACUACACAGUCGCUACCCUCCUCAUCCUCAUCACAUAACGUCACGAACAGCACGCCGAGCACAACAGAGUCGACUCGCUCGUUGCGGGCUCAUAACUCUGUGCCAGCUUCGUCAUCACCAGCUCCUGAGAAGGUGACACCUUCCCAACCCACAGAGAGUAGCAGCGGCAGCACUCGACGGAAACUCAGGACACCUGUUCGACACACACCAGGCUCUCCUGGCAGCACUUCAUCUCAUAGCACAGUCCACCUGAAUGGCCACGGUAGUCAUGUGACCCUAGGUGUGGGAAGAAGGGGGAGGAAGUCGAGAAUAGAGCCGCCAGUGAGUCCACCAGAGGUGUCAACCCCGGCCAGCCCUUCAAGACCGCGAGGUCGCCCACCUGGCAAGAAGAGAGGCAGGAAGAGCAAGCAGGAGGCGGAGGACACAAGACAGAGCGGCAGCCGCAGGAGCUUCACCCCCGACGACGAGGUCGACCCGUCUACAGGCGACGAAGGCGGCAUGUCUUCUGCACAGGAAGUGUUGUCGGACUCUGGCAUGGCGUCGACGCCGAGACGGCGUGGCCGGCCCCGAGUGGUGAGAAUCGAGGAACCCGCUCCUCCUCCCGAGUCACCGGAGCCCUCGCCACUGAGGAGGAGCAGCAGAAGGGCCAACGAAGAGGGCACGCCUCCGCUCCAGACCCAACGACCCAGCCGGAAAGAACCUCCUAAGGAGGAGGAGGAGGCAGGCGAUGAGGCAGGAGGGUCCAUGCGCACACGUAACCAAGGUCGACGGUCAGCCUGGUACAUGGAGGAGGACUCCGAGGAGGAGCAGAGGCAGCUGCUGUUUGAGGACUCAUCAAUAACCUUUGGCACCUCCUCAAAAGGGCGUGUCCGCAAACUGACAGAGAAAGCCAAAGCCAACCUGAUAGGCUGGUAACAGAGGAGCCACGCAGGCUGGGACAUGUUCGCUCGUGCGUUGGAGGACUGCGAGGGCGGAGUGGAGGAAGUCACGCUUAGCGGUGUAUGCAUUUGUGUGUGCGUAUGUGUGCGUACAUCUGUGGAGUCGCUGGUUCAGCUGCUGCUAUUUGAAGCUGAGGAGAGCAAAGAGUUACCAGCCCACUCCUUGUCGCUGCCCCCCCCCUUCACCUUCCUCUCUUGCCCAGUAAGCACAUCUGUACGACAUCCGAUGGCAUGUUCGCGUGUUCCAGCUCCUCCUACAUUAUUGAUCCAUGUUGGAUCCCGCAGGAGCGCGACUCACAUCAUGUCGACGGUGUUGUGACUCCUCUCUUGUGAACCACUCUGUCUCCUUCUGACCUUGUACACAGUUUGCUGUCAGAUAAAGUUGUUGGUAGUUGGAGACUUUUAGUACUUGAAAAAAAAAAUCACGAGGAGGCCAGAUGUAUCUUAUCGAACUUUUACUAUUUUUGAGGACUUUUCAAGCGUCUCCGCCGGACAGAUGGAAGAUGCCCACGGAGCUGAUCGCGGUAAUGGACGACGGGACCGCUGGCCUAACAACGUCCUUUGCCCGCUUCCCCCCUCUCUCCCUCCCUUCCUCAUUGUUCCCAGUCUUUUUUUAUACAACCUGCUCUCUGCUUUUUCUAAGAUUUGUACGUGAUCACUGCUCUCUGUUUUGGAAGUCUUACACGUUGGCUGACCUAUCUGUCUGCGCUAAAAUACCAAAUGGUGUACCUUUUCGGAGGUACUGUAGAUCUGUAGGUUUUGUUUACUAUUGAUGUGUGUGGGUGUUUCUUUUCCUUUCUUUUCUCUUUGCAUGUUAUUAGAAAGAGGAAGCAACGUUUUUUUCCUUUUCCUGAUGCUGUUUUUACUGUGGUGAGGAGGAGAAAAAGGAUGCAUGGGUGAAAAGGGUCAUUUAUGUCUCUCUAGUUCAUGUUUCAAAGCGUCCUCAACAUUAGCAAUACCUUGUGCCUUUAUGUCUUUUGUAUGGGUGUGUGCGUGCAUGUAGGUGUAUGCGUGCUUGGCUUCUGCCCUGCAAAGUACAUGUGCCUGUUUGUGUACGAACUUAGUUGUGACUAUGCGGGUAAUUGAAGGAAUGCGUGUAUGUUUUUUUUCGUUUGUUUGUUUUUUUAAUAACACAACUGAGCGUGUCAUUUCAGCGUGCAAACAGUGGCAUACAGUUUGAUCGUUGUGAAAACCUCUCAAAGAAAUGUAUUUAUAGCAGCUGAAAAGAAAUUUACUGUUGUUGUAAGCAUACCAUUACUCAUGUCGAUAUAUUAUCCUAUAACCAACCUAUUGUCAGUUUAUACCUAAGGUACAGAGGGGCGGAGCUUCGGGUGACUAGCUUUGAGAUGCACUUACCAGAGACCGGUUAUCAAUGCAGUCUUAGGGAGUAACCAUGUGUAUUUUAAAAUCUUUAAACAUAUAAAGUUUUAAAGUGUCGAUAUGUUUCCACGGUGACUCCAAACUUGUACGCGCACACAUAGACACACGCAAAUCUGUCUCGCAUGUUCUAGCACUUUCUCACGCCUGCUGCAAACAGGAAGGAGACGGAUCAAACUGGGAUCGGACUGAAUUUGAACUGAAAGCAAACCGGAGAAAGUCUUACCUUCAUCUUUCUGAUUGUGUGCCUUUGCUACUCUGGCAUAUUGAAUCCUUGGUUUCUCCUCUUCGGGGCCUUUAUUUUUUUAGUGUUUGUUAUCGUUUCGGAUCUCCCGGUCCCGCUCGUCACUGGGUUCAGAGAAACUGGACUUCUGGGAGCGGAUUAGACCUGACAGGCUCGUGAGGAAAAUAAUGAAAAGACCGAAACAUUAACAUUUUGACGGGACAAACAUAUUAUGUCACUCUUUGUACACACAGGUGAGAGUUUAUAAAGAUGGGUUUUGUUUUUUUGUGGGGGGUUUUCUGUUUUGUUUGGGGUUUUUUUUCCCCACAGCACGGAGUGAGUGAAUGCCAGAAUCCAUGAGUUUCCACUCGUGUUGCAGGACUGACUGGACGGAACUGGAUGGUAGCAUCAAUAUACACCUGGUUCUUUUCAUAGGUCUCGUCACAUAUUACUAAACAUAUAUCUCAUCUGUUCAUCUUUAUUGUCGAUGUCUUUUUUGUUGUUGUUAUGGAUUUGUCAAUGCCAAAUUCUGUCUUUGGGCACUGAAGUUGUAGAACACGGCUUUUGAAUGUGUUUUAUUUUCUAAAGAGAUUUUAUUGUCUCCAUCGUGAGUGUGUUGAGCUGUUUUACAUAUGACGCGUUGGCUGUUUUCUGUUUGUGUCCCUGCCAUAAAGGACGAUAUACAAGUGGCCGCAUAUGUGAAGAUGGGUUUUUUAUCCUCUGCCACACCUAUUUCAGAUGUUCUGGUGGUUCAUAAUUGCUUUGUUUAUGCUGUGUUUGUGAAGAGUUUCAUUCAAAAAAUUGCCUAAAAACACUGACACUAUCCUCCACAAAUGACAUGAAAAUGAAUUUUAUUCUUGAGGUUUCAAGGUUAUAUUUGCCUAUGAUAAUAUUUAUGUUGUGGAGAAACUUUAUUGUAAUAAUUCAUGGCUUUAAUAAAAAAAAAAACACUCUAAAAACUCUUCAGAAACACAAAGAUUUAAAGAUUUUUAUCAUGUGAUGAAAGCAGAGAUGGGCUUGCUUUGACCCAGGAUUCUCAAAUUUGAGGUAUGACUUUACUUUUAAAGGGGACCUUUUACUCUGACGUCCAUGUCCAUGUAUUCUGUUGUAAUGGACUCCAUUACAAUAGUUUUGCCUAAUUCACAGUUCAGAAUUAUCCUUUUUACCUUCUACUGGACCUUGGUGUAGUUCUAGUUGAUCCAGUGUCUUAAACAAGCUCUCCCUCUGCUGUUAUGCCAGCUUUCCUUUUAUUGUGUGUCUCCUGCAAACAAACAAUCUGUGGGCGGAGCUUCUGUGCUCAAAUGACCGUAUAAGGAGGUGUCGGCUUUCACUGACAUCAUACAGAGCCAAGAAAUGAAAAAAACUUUUGGAAACAAAGUGUUUAGUGGCUCAGAUGGGCCACCAUAACAUAUCCUGAUGUCAUUAAUAUAACAGUAUAUAAAUAUAUCAGAAAAUAAGAAGUUUAAUAGAUCCCCGUUAAUGUGUUUACAUGAGCCAGCUGAAAAAUAAACAGUCCUCCAGAACUACAUGGGACUGUGAGAUAUCGGUUACACGGCCAUAUUAAAUUAGGAACUACUGGUGUGCUUCAUAGCCAUUUAAUCCCCAUGCAAUAAGGUGAUGGUAAGGAUACUGUAUAUUUUUUCCAUCUAUUUGUUUUUCUUCACUGAAAUACAGUCAAAGUGGGAAUGCAGUGGGUAUCAGAUGUGGUUAUUUCUGCUGUGACACCCUGUUCAUCAGAUCUUCACACUACCUGUACUCAUCGCGGGUGAAAGUAGAUGCGCUGAUAUAGCGUAGCUGGUCAUAUUACCUUAACCGUGGCAGAUCAAUGUGUGCAACCUAAUCAUUUUAAAGGGGCCUUAAAAAGAACUCACUGGUGUAUAAGCAAGACUUUGGGUGUCAAGCCAUUCAAACAGACAUCACACACAUCUGUAUCCAGCUCUUUAUACGGUGGAGGUAUAUAUGCUGUUAGGUUUUCAGAUUCUAAUGUAGGAUGGUGGUGUUACUGGUUCAGAGCAGCACCUCUAGCUUGACGCUACAUGUAAACAUUCACACUGGCCUGUGCUAAUGUGUGGCAGAGCUGUGCUGUUUUGGCAUCAAAGUCUUUGGUUAAUGGUCACUGUGUGUGUGUGUGUGUGUGUGUGUGUGUGAGAGAGAGAGAGAGAAGGGGCUUCAUGUUAGCCACCAGGAAGAAUUUUGGGUAUGUUUUCAGAAGAGGAGGGGAAGGGGUCUUUUUCAUGUGAAUUGAUGAGGUCGUCUUUGUUAGUUUGGAUACUUUUUUUUAAAUAUAAAUAUAUAUAUAAAGGAAUUAAUGCAAAAAAAGAAGCAUAAGGCUAGAAUGUAUGUGUAGGGGAGUACUGCUGUCCUGUUAGUUCAUACCAAUAUUUUAAGUGAAUAAAAAGUUGUGUUUCCAUAUUCACUUUUAA